Molecule: messenger RNA, 4682 nt
Organism: Pristis pectinata (smalltooth sawfish)
Lineage: Eukaryota; Metazoa; Chordata; Chondrichthyes; Rhinopristiformes; Pristidae
Product: dual specificity protein phosphatase 4-like
Biological process (GO): endoderm formation; negative regulation of MAPK cascade; protein dephosphorylation
Cellular component (GO): nucleus; cytoplasm
Molecular function (GO): MAP kinase tyrosine/serine/threonine phosphatase activity; protein tyrosine/threonine phosphatase activity
Source: RefSeq, a predicted model, not a curated record
CGCUGGAGUGCGGGAUACCGGCACCGCUCGUGUUUUGUUGGUUUACAAGCCCAAGGCUGCGGGUAGUUGUGUACCGCGGGGCUCCGGCCAGGAUGGAGGUGUCGGAUGUGGAGUGCAGCCAGGUGAAGCGGUUACUGAGACAGCACGGCCACAAGUGCCUGCUCUUGGACUGCAGGUCGUUCCUGGCUUACAGUGCCCACCACAUCAGCGGCUCCCUCAACGUCCGCUGUAACACCAUCGUCAAACGCAGAGCCAAGGGCUCCGUCAAUCUGCAGCACAUCAUCCCGGCUGAGGAGCCCCGCAGCCUGCUGCAGGCUGGCUUCUACUCUGCCCUCGUCCUGUACGACGAAAGGAGCCAACAAUUCGACCUGGUCCGACAAGACAGCACCGUCAACACGGUCCUCAACGCGCUGUCAGCAGCCUCCUGCCCGACUCACAUCUACUUCCUAGCGGGAGGAUAUGAGAAAUUUUCUUCAGAAUAUCCUGAGUUCUGUGUAAAAGCAAAAAGUCCAUCUGGAAUCUCAACAGUGUCCAUCAUUGAAUCACCUGAAACAAGCUCGAGCGCCUGUGGGACUCCACUGCAUGACCAGGGUGGGUCCAGUGGAAAUUCUCCCUUCCUUUAUCUUGGAAGUGCACAUCAUGCUUCAAAAAGGGACACACUCGACGCCAUGGGGAUUACAGCUCUCUUGAAUGUCUCUUCCAACUGUCCAAACCAUUUUGAGGAUCAUUAUCAGUAUAAAUGCAUUCCAGUGGAGGACAACCAGAAAACAGACAUCAGUUUUUGGUUCAUGGAAGCAAUAGAGUACAUUGAUUCUGUCAAAAAUGUUGAUGGCCGAAUUCUGGUUCACUGCCAAGCUGGGAUCUCGAGGUCUGCCACCAUCUGCCUUGCCUAUUUAAUGAUGACUAAACGAGUGCGGCUGGAAGAGGCCUUUGAGUUUGUUAAGCAGAGACGGAGCAUAAUCUCGCCCAAUUUUAGCUUCAUGGGACAGCUGCUACAGUUUGAGACACAGAUCCUGGCCUCCUCCUGCUCUGUAAAAACUACCAGUCCUUCAGGAGCUCUCAGGGAGCAGAACAAAGCAUCAUCGACCCCAACCUCACAGUUCGUCUUCAGCUUCCCUGUGUCUGUCAGUGUUCACUCAACUCCAAAUAAUCUGAAUUACUUACCCAACCCGAUCACAACAUCACCAACUUACUGAAGGACGAGAAUUUGAAUACAUCUAUAAACUGCAUUCAACCAAGCAUCCAAUCGAGUAGUGUGUUAGACAAUCUGAUCCUCUCAUUGUAGAGGAAUGGACUUAAGAUAACCUUCAGUUUCACCAUAAAUAGACAGAACCGAAAAUGGCUAGCUUUACAUCUCAUUCCUGAACUGUUCAGACUGGAAGGUUUUCUUUGCAAUAAGUCACAAUUCACUUUUGAAUAAACAUGAAGUUUGACUUUCUAAUGAAAUAGUUUAUCUCAGUAUUUAUAUUGCAACAACUGAUUAAUGCAAGAUUCCUUCUCUUCAAGCAAGCUACCAGCAUGGUUCUCCAUGUUAAACUACCAGUAGGCAUCCCUCCACCAGUGUUAAAUCCUACUGGGACUUUAUUCUGGUUUUGUAUGAGGAUCUAGAAUGGAUGAAUCAAAUACAAAGCUCGUACUGUCUGUGUGGAAGACAACCUGCCAAUCAACAAUUCAUGCCAAUCUCCUGCCAUUUGCCUGACUGGUUGGGCUACACAAUGGACAGUUAGGAAAUCCUCAUCCUCCAUUCUCUCUGUGUUUUCUUGCUUGGAUUAAUCUGGUUUACCCAUUUUUUCUCAGCUUUCUGAGCUGACAGGUGGGUUGGAACAGAGCAGAAAAUCAAUGGGAAAAGAAAACACCAGCAUACAUUUAUUCAUGUACUUGAAGAUCUGUUUGUGGAGAUCAUCAUCUUUGUGAAACCAGUAAAAAGAUCUGUAAUGAUGAAAGGCAUCUUCUCAAGCAGUCCCUCAGGAUCGAGGAUGGCUUACCUUCGCUCAGGUUCUUGUGGUUUCUGAGGAGACUGAUGAGGUGCACCCAACUGCCUGUCCCAUCAGGCACUUACUGCCAAAUCUGUGGCAGUUUGUCAGGUGAUGUGCUCCUUCUGUUUUUGCCAGAUUUCUGUGAGUCUCUAUGUAUGGACUCGAAGUCUUCUAGACCAUCCUGAGGCUUUGUCUUUAUUAUGAGCAGCCAUGGACCAGGUGUUCACUAGGAGUCUAUUGGGGCUGUUGCAUUCUUUCAAGGAGGAUUUGUGUACAUCCUUGACUCUUUUCCCAAGAAAGAACUGGAAUAGAGCCCAAGGUGUUACUUAAAGUCCAAGAGCAGCUUGGAUUUCCCAUUUACACAGAUGAAGGAAUCUUCAAACCAGGUUACCAUCAUCAAUGAAAAGAAAUGAUUCGUUGUGGUCUGCUGGGAUGGACUUUUGCAGCAUUUCAUCACUGGAUUUUCCUGGAUGCCCAAAUCAUCGUUGUGCUUUGGGGGAAGCAGAUUCCCUCCUGGUAAUCCCACUGAAUCCUGCACCCAGUAGUCAGAAAACCAUAGCCAUUGUAACUGUUGAAAACAAAACUAUUUUGACUGCAGGGUCACCCCACUGUAGAGUGAAGCUAGCUGACCUAUGUUAUCCCAUGAUACAGAAGUAGCUAGAGAUAUGGUGUUAGCUGAGGUCAAGGGUUAGCACAGUAUCAUCUCACAGAAAUGCACUACCUUUUAAAAUGCAAAAAUAACAGAACUGAAAGCACAAUUUAAAAAAUGUGUGACUCAAGAAUCUUAUUGUAGCUACGCAGGGAGGCAUAAUGUUGAAUACAUUAGACCUUCAAGUUCCAAUACUGUGUGAGGGCCUUUGCUGUUUGGUUCUGUUCAGGUCACAGGUUUUUCAAUACCUAUUAUAACCAUUGAAAUCAAACUUUCCCAACAGCAAUGUCCUUGGAUUUAUUUGGAACUUGUUCCUGAUCAGCUUGGUUUGAGGAUCAUUAAUUAGCAUUCAAUGGAUGACUUCACCUUCAUUACAUGUGGUACCCUGUAGUUUUCUGGUGUUCAGUGGCUUUAUUUUCUUUUGAACCACUUUUCCAACUACUUACUGUGGUCCCUACACAGUUUAAAUAGCUCACCCAGAAGCUUCUGAAAGGCACCGUUUAGAACAUAUUCUUGACUUCAGCCUCAUUAGAAAGGUUGGGAGGGAAUUUUUUUUGACUUAUCUGUUGGUAGAGUCUGAAUGACUGGCUAAGCAUAAUUAGAUGGGAAGGAUCCACACUAGGUGGCACAGUAGUGCAGCUGGUUGAGUUGUUGCCUCAUAGCUCCAGUGACCCAGGUUCAAUACCAACUUCUAGUUCUGUCUGUGUGGGGUUUGCACUUUCUCCCUGUGAAUGCAUAGGUUACCAAUGGGUGCUCUGGUUUCCUCCCAUAUCCCAAAGAUGUGUGGGCUGGUGGGUUAAUUGGCUGCUCUAAAUUGCCCCUAGUCUGUGGGGUGAUUGUUAGGGUCUUAGGGAAGUUGAUGGGAAUCAGGGAGAAUAAAAUGGGAUCAGCAUAGGAUUAGUGUCAAUGGCUGUUUGGUGGUUAGUGUGAAUUGAAUGAUCCAAAGGACCUCUAUCUAAGCUGUGUUAGUGUGACACUCAGUACACACUGUGUACUGCACACUCAGAUGGUCAGGUUUCAGCGUCUCAGGUGCCACUGUUUAACUUCAACCUUUUUUCCUGGCUUUCAAUAUAACACCCAGAAUUUGCUGGGAUUGUAUUGGCUAUAUUAGCAUGCACACUGUUAAAAGUGUGCCAACAACUUGCAGCAAGGAAGAGGCUUGCGAAGCACAAAGAUGUUAGGUGGUGAGUGCAGCUCUACCAUUUACCUCUUUAAAAACUGAAUCAUGCCAUCGAGAAAUUGCUGGAUUUGAACUGUGGAUACAAAUUAAACUCACCACAGAAAGUUAGGGAUACCCAUUUUCUGGUAUGAGGACCAUGUCAUCAGGGUCACUCAACCUUGGAGGCUAUUCCUUCCUAUUCCGUUUCCUUCUCUGCCUUUCCCCAUAGCAGAAGGGAUGUUAGUAGAUAUUAGAAAAGGUUUUCAUUGAUUAAGGAGAUCUUGAUUCCAUCAUUCUACAAAGUUCUACUGACCUUUUGGGCAAUACUAAAUCAUAGUUCCAGUAAUGAGUGACACAAAAAUAGAUGGAAUCAAGAAAAGUUGAGAAGAAAAACCUUUAUUACACCACUGACCAUUAAAUGACUCACUUAAGGAGGUUUCUGCUGAAAAUAAUCAUUUAUUCAAUCCAAUUUUGAUAAUCUAUUAAUAAAAUUGUGUAAGAAUCUUACAUGUGAGGACCCAAGAUUGGUGUCUCAUCUAAGUGAAGAUCAGGACACAGAAUCAGAAUUUUGUGUUUAUAACCUAUAUCUACUCCAUGUUCCUGCUUACCAAGACUCCACACUGAAUCAAACCAUCAAAAAGUUAGCCCAAAUAAAAUAUACACACACAUGAAUGUUUUGAUAUUUGCACAUGUUAUUUAUGAAAAAGGAACAAUAAAUGUUAUUUUGAAAAUUGCUUGAGAAAAAAUGUACAAUAAGCGGUAUAUGAAUGUGGUAUGAUAUUUUAUACUUUAUAUAUCAAUCAUUUCAUUUCUCACUCUGAAGGUCAGAACCUCUUCCCGAAUUAUUUGUUGUCUGACCAGCUGUUUGUAAAAAUAAGAAAUAACAAGCGAUCUUUGC